Baudoinia panamericana UAMH 10762 is the source of this 654-nucleotide messenger RNA. RefSeq lists its product as uncharacterized. Bases 82 to 528 code for a protein of 148 amino acids. The transcript has 4 exons. NCBI's taxonomy places the organism in Eukaryota, Fungi, Ascomycota, Dothideomycetes, Mycosphaerellales, Teratosphaeriaceae. The record is from RefSeq and is a predicted model, not a curated record.
AAGCGAUGUCAAUAUAAAACACAGUCGUGUCACGAUCAAUACCACACGCCAUCCACAUUCAUCACAAGAUCGGAAGACAUCAUGAGAAUCUUUACCGCUCUUGCUCUCGCCUUCGCUGCCAUUGCAAGCGCAACCUCAAUCUCAUAUGACCCAACAUACGAUCAGGCAACCAACUCAUUGAACGAGGUCAGCUGUAGUGACGGUCCCAACGGCCUUGAAACGAAAUAUGGCUGGCAGACCUUCGGCGACAUCCCCAACUUCCCAUACAUCACCGGCAGCGAUACCAUCCCCGGCUGGAACUCGAAUCAAUGCGGCCAGUGCUUCUCGGUAACUUAUAACGGCAACACAAUUUACGUCCUGGGGAUAGACCACACCGACGCAGGGCUUAACAUGGCACAGGCAGCCAUGGAUAGUCUCACUGGCGGCCAAGCCGUGGCACUUGGCAGGGUCGACGCGGAUGUGAGCGCUGUCGACGUCAGUAACUGCGGGUUAACGCCGUCGAAGCGGUCGCGUGUGUUCAGAGCAUAGGUGUUUGAGGGAGGAGCCGUUGCUCCUGAGCUGAGAUGGACGCAUUGAAUGGUGCAUAGCGUGGCGCUUAAUAUAAGGCUUGAGGGUCCGUGCAUCAGCUAUCCAAAGUCAUUACUGCUAUUCUUU